This is a messenger RNA of Magnolia sinica, 1268 nucleotides long. Its product is annotated as PI-PLC X domain-containing protein At5g67130. The coding region runs from base 121 to 1230 and encodes 369 amino acids. The transcript is spliced from 8 exons. Gene Ontology annotation, molecular function: phosphoric diester hydrolase activity. NCBI's taxonomy places the organism in Eukaryota, Viridiplantae, Streptophyta, Magnoliopsida, Magnoliales, Magnoliaceae. Gene Ontology annotation, biological process: lipid metabolic process. The record is from RefSeq and is a predicted model, not a curated record.
AGACCGUAAAAGCCCGAUUCGUUUUUGUUCUUUCUUCCUUCCAAACCAUUUCUACUUCUAUUUCAAGAAAACCACCUCUCUCUCUCUCUCUCUCUCUCUCUCUCGUAAUUACUAAAGAAAAUGCAAUUUUCUCAAAUGGGUUUUUCGAGAAGCAUGUUUUUCAUAAUCAUUUCAGCAAUUUUCCUUGUUGCUGAUGCAUGUUCCAACGGAGAAUGCAAGCUUUUGGAUGAAUGCUCGUCGGAUACUGAUUGCGCAGCUGGAUUGUAUUGCUUCUCCUGCCUACAAGGAUUUUCCGGCAACAGAUGUGUGCGAUCGACGGUCACAGACCAAUUCAAGCUAGUGAAUAAUUCACUGCCGUUCAACAAAUAUGCAUUCCUGACCACACACAAUGCUUAUGCGAUCGACGGUGAGCCAUCACAUACGGGAGUUCCUCGAGUUACAUUCACCAAUCAAGAGGACACUGUUACCCAGCAACUAAAUAACGGGGUUCGGGCACUGAUGCUGGAUACAUACGAUUUCGAAGAUGAUGUAUGGCUAUGCCAUUCCAACGGUGGAGAAUGCCAUUCUUAUACUGCAUUCGAACCAGCUUUGGAUACAUUGAAAGAAAUAGAAGCGUUUCUAUCAGCGAAUCCAACGGAAAUCGUUACAUUGAUCUUAGAAGACUAUGUACAAGCUCCCAAUGGACUGACCAAAGUUUUCAACGAUUCGGGUUUGUCUAAAUACUGGUUUCCCAUGUCCAACAUGCCGCUGAACGGUCAGGAUUGGCCUCUGGUUAGUGACAUGGUCGCUAAAAAUCAACGGCUGCUUGUGUUUACUUCUAUCAAAUCCAAGGAACAAACUGAAGGAAUCGCUUAUCAGUGGAAUUAUAUGGUCGAAAAUCAAUAUGGAAAUGGUGGAAUGAAUGCUGGAAGUUGCCCGAACCGGGCCGAAUCGGCGCCUCUCACCGAUACAAGUAAAUCUCUUGUUUUAGUGAAUUACUUUCAAUCUAUACCAAUCAAGCAACUCGCAUGUGGACAUAAUUCGGCGGACCUCAUCAACAUGCUCCACACGUGCUAUGGUGCGGCCGCCAAUCGUUGGGCCAAUUUUGUCGCCGUUGAUUACUACAAGAGGAGCGAGGGAGGAGGAUCAUUUCAAGCAGUGGACACGCUUAAUGGGAAGCUUUUGUGCGGCUGCGAUGACGUCCAUGCAUGUGUUCCUGGAUCUACCUCAGGAGCAUGCACUCCUCCAUAAGUAGAAAGAAGAGGAUAUGACAACAAAAAAAUAAAUAA